Molecule: messenger RNA, 1437 nt
Organism: Ostertagia ostertagi
Lineage: Eukaryota; Metazoa; Nematoda; Chromadorea; Rhabditida; Trichostrongylidae
Source: the annotation of a GenBank genome assembly
AUGCACCCUGAGAAAGUGAUGAACAUUGGAGGCGAGAAGGUUUUGUGCUUUCAAUGGCAUCCAAUGGCUUCUGACUUACUUGCGGUUGCUCUCUCAGACAAUUCGAUCGAAAUAUGGGAGUCGAAGACAUUAACAAGGAGAAGGAGAAUAGUGUCACAUUCUGCGCCCGUGAUGGCGCUUGGAUGGAGCUCAGAUGGGCAUCGGCUCGUCUCAAUCGGUAAAGAUCUCAUGUUGAACGUGCAUCAACCGCAGCUCGGCGAUGAGUGCCUGCUCGCACAGAAAAAGGUGCAAUUGUUCGAUGCCUCUUCUUUGAACGAGAUUUAUACGCAGCAAAUUGACAGCGGCACCCAACCACUUAUUCCUCAUUACGACUACGACUCAUCCGUGCUGUUCCUUAGCGCCAAGGGUAAUCGUACUAUUAACAUGUAUGAGGUCAGCUGCGAUUCUCCAUAUCUCCUGCCGCUUACACCAUAUACGGCUCCUCUUAUUGGACAAGCAAUUGCGUUCCACAAUAAGAAAAGGUGCGACGUUAUGGCUGUGGAAUUUCAACGUGCCUGGCGUCUGACUGAGAGGACUCUGGAGCAAGUUAUAUUCAGAGUACCAAGAGUUAAGAAAGACGUCUUUCAAUCGGAUCUCUUCCCUGAUGCUCUAGUUACCUGGCGACCAGUUAUGACUGCAGAAGAAUGGCUAGCCGGUAGCUCGAAGACGCCACAAUUUGAAAGUCUAAUGCCCGAAGGGGUUUCUGCAUUAGCCAAGCCUGCACCAUUCGUAGCUCCUUCUCGAGCUCCUCAAAAGCCGUUAUUGUCUAACCUGGAGCAUGCACAUGAACCGAAGAUUGAACCAGAUCGAAAAGAAGUGCAAAAUAGCUGGUCAGCUAAAAUUGUAGAAGAUCGCACUUUGGAACAGGAUGAAAUGGAAGAGAUGUUUCGUUUGCUAUGCGACGCGGAGGAAGUGGUGCAGAUUUUCGGACCAGUGGUAAAGGCACGAGAGCUGAGAUCAUCAGAGCUCUUCUUGGAAAAGAUUGCGGAGAUAAUAAUGAUCGAUUUAGUCAUUCCUCUCAAAGGUUGCACUACAAGCGCAGAGAAUCGCCAGAGAUGUUUCUUCUUGUUUAUCAACGGUCGUCUAGUUCAAUGUGCACCUCUCAAAUUCGCAGUGGAUUCGUUAUUCUCUGAUCACGACCUCCUGUGUACCUUCUCACUUAUAGCGUUAUCGAUCGAUCCAUCGCGGAUUGACGUCAAUGUGCAUCCUACCAAGCAAACCGUGUUAUUUUUGGAGGAAGAGGCAAUUAUUGAAGAUCUGCAAAAGGCUAUCCAGAAAAGGCUUAAGCGAUAUGUCUUCGAUCGGGAUCUGGCACCACGAUCGGUCAGCAGUUCCAAUAGCCUACUAACUUCAACGCAAAUUCAGAAGAAUUCCCAGCCAAACCCAGGCUGCUUGAUU